AAUGUUAUUUUGCUCAAAUUGUAUAAGAAAUAAUAACUGGAUGGAAGAAAAUUUGGGAACAUGUAAAAACUGCAAUCCAGGAAUGUCAAGGAUGCAAAGCUGGACAGGGGCAAAUUAUGAUAAUCCGCUGCGGGAAUUUCUUAGAUGGUUAAUUUCUGGACUUGGAAAAGAGAGAACUGGUCGCACAUAUGCUAUUUCCCAUUAUGGAGGGUGGGAGUUUUUACAAAUAAUUAAGUCAAUAAUUAUUUAG
Meloidogyne enterolobii is the source of this 250-nucleotide messenger RNA. NCBI's taxonomy places the organism in Eukaryota, Metazoa, Nematoda, Chromadorea, Rhabditida, Meloidogynidae. The record is from the annotation of a GenBank genome assembly.